Molecule: messenger RNA, 1418 nt
Organism: Neurospora tetraspora
Lineage: Eukaryota; Fungi; Ascomycota; Sordariomycetes; Sordariales; Sordariaceae
Product: serine hydrolase-domain-containing protein
Exons: 2
Coding region: 111-1268 (385 amino acids)
Biological process (GO): secondary metabolic process
Cellular component (GO): cytoplasm; nucleus
Molecular function (GO): hydrolase activity
Source: RefSeq, a predicted model, not a curated record
CUUGCCCCCUGAUUUCUAAUCUCACCAGGCUCCGAACGGGCGCAGCGAGCUCAGCCGAAAAUCCGCCGUCUCAGUGACAUGGACACGACUCAUCCUUUUCACCUCUGAACAUGUUCCGCAUCCUCAUCCGCACUCCCGCCAGAUCAUUUGGGAUUCUAUACACCGAACCAACCUCGCGAUCCUUUUCAAUCAGCAGGGCAUCCCGAUUUAUUCCCAGUCACACAAUGGCCGACAGCGCGCAAUCAACACCCGUCGAGUCAUCGGCAUCGACACCGGCGCCCAAUGCCAAUGCGCCCGCCCAGCAAAAGCAGCAGCAGCAAAACAACAAGAAGCAAAACAGACCUCCCCAUCCUAAUGCCGCCAAUGCGAAACCGAAGCCGGUCAAGAGGGAGGUCAGGAUAUUGAUGCUUCAUGGCUACACCCAAUCAGGCCCUCUCUUCCGCGCCAAAACCCGCGCCCUAGAAAAACUCCUCAUCAAAGCCCUCGCCCCCCUCAACCUCGUGCCAACCCUCAUCUACCCCACCGCCCCCAACCGGCUUUCCGUCUCCGACAUCCCGGGCUACCAAGCCUCUUCGGACUCCGGCCCGGGGGAGGAAAAGGAAUUGACGGAUAGCUGGGCUUGGUUCAGGCGGGAGGAGGCAACCUGGAAUUAUAGGUUGAUUAACGAGGGGUUUGAGCGGUUGGCGGAGACGAUGGAGAAGGUUAAUCUUGAGGGAAAGCAAGUCGUGGACGGGAUGGUGGCUGAGGAAGGGGCUGAGGAACCGAAGGAAUUGAAGGGGGUGGUGAGGAGCGAGGUCAUUGAUGGUGUUAUUGGGUUUAGUCAGGGAGGAGCGAUGGCUGCUAUGUUGACUGCGGCUAUGGAGCAUCUUGAACCAGGCCAGCCGCGUCCUGUCCUCACGCCCGAGCACGAGGCCUGGGCGAAGCAGAUCAGGGAGGCGAAUAAGGGGCAGCCGCUCAAGUUCUGUGUGAGCUACAGUGGGUUCUUCGCGCUGCCGCCCGAGUUGGGGUGGUUGUGGGAGCCCAAGGUGAAGACGCCUACGAUGCAUGUCUUGGGGAGUUUGGAUACGGUGGUGGAGGAGUCUAGGAGCAGGAGGCUGAUUGAGGCUUGUGAGGAGCCGGUUGUCGUGGUUCAUCCGGGAGGACAUUAUGUCCCCGUCAACAAGGAGUGGGUGGCGCCGUUGGUGGGGUUUAUUAGGGCGUGUUUGGAGAAGCAUCAGAAGACGGUGGCGGCGGCGGAGGGUGAGAAGAAGGUUGAAGAAAGCCAUUGAGGUGGAACAGGAGGGGAUGGACGAAGGACGACGGGCCGGGAAGUGUUGCCCCGAUGUCUGAAAGAUUACAAUCGAAUGGGUAGGUAGAGAUGUUGAGCUUACAAACGAGGCAUAGACGGAUAGACACAAGAGACCGGAAAGAUAGGUAGA